GCCCAUACAACGUAAAUAAGAGGAGUCUUAGCAAGCGACAACACUUUAUUUUUCCGUAUAUUCGCUCAUAAAGUGUCGAAAUUCAUUGUUCAACGUUUUCACAAAUCGAGACUUUAGUAAUAAAUAAAGUCGGAAAUAUGUUUCGCCUUUUUAUGGUAAUGACGAUGCUCUUUAUGACGACCGACGCACAUUUGCAUAGGAUUUUAUUACACAAGAUUAAUACUACUCUACACUCUUCGGAAAAAUCUGACAUACAAGAAAUUCGUGUGAUAGAUAAUAAUCUUCCUUCAGUAUUUUUGUUAAAUUUUCGAAACGUAGCUCACUAUGGUAUUAUUACCAUUGGAACACCGCCGCAACAAUUUAAAGUGGUAUUUGAUACCGGCACCCCAUAUCUUUGGAUUCCGUCCAAGAAGUGCAACAUCGAUAUUUGUUUAUAUCAUAAUCAAUAUAAUAGUACAAAAUCCAGCACAUAUAUAGCAACUGAUGUUUCGAGUCAUAUAAAAUACAUUAAUAGCAAUGUAGAAGGAUUCCUAUCUAUUGAUACAGUGAAUGUUGCCGGUCUCGAUGUUCAGAAUCAAAUAUUUACAGAAGCGACUAACAUGUCAAAGUAUCCAUUUAAUACUGCACCCUACGAUGGUAUCUUGGGCCUGGGUUAUUCUAUAGCAUCUGUCACUGAUGAAAAAAUAACUGUCUUCGACAAUAUGAUUGAACAAGGUCUAUUGUCAUCACACAUUUUCAGUUUUCAUCUAAAUAGAAACUCUUCAGAAUUAAAUGGUGGCGAAUUUAUAUUGGGUGGUUCCGAUCCUGCUUUUUACAAAGGCGAUUUCACAUAUAUUCCUCUUAGUCGCAAAGGAUUCUGGCAACUUAGCGUAGAUAAGAUCUUAAUAGAAGAUAUAAAUCUCUGCGGGAAAGGCUGUCAAGCUAACAUUGUUACAGGUGAUUCGGCAAUAAUUGGACCAGAAAAACAUAUCCAAUUUAUUAAUAAUAUUGUUAUUGGAACUGUUAAUGUUAAUGGAGAUGAAAGAGUGGACUGCAAUCGAAUUCCUGAAUUGCCUACAAUCAGUUUUAUUUUGAAUGGCAAGGCAUUCAAUCUUACUGGUGAAGAUUACAUUCUUCGGCUCCCAGAGAAUGAUACAUGUAUGAGCAGCUUUGUGGAACGUGACUUGCAUGAAUUCGAUUGGAUUCUAGGCAUUCCAUUUGUUGGCCGUUUCUACAUCGAAUUUGAUAUGGAAAAUGACCGUGUGGGAUUUGCUUUGGCGAAAUAAAUAUUAAUUACUUUCCCUAGCACUUUUUAAAAAUAUGCAUCUUAUAUAAUAAAAAUGUACAUAAUGUGCAAUCAUGUACAUUUGGUGGCAUAUUUUAUAGGUAGAGUCCUGGAUUAAGUAUUUUUUAUUAAAUAUAUUAUUUUUACAUGACUAAUAUAACUUUCAUAAUAAUUCGUAACAAACUUAACAAGAUAUUUAAACGUAUUCGAAAGUGCACAUGUUUAAUUUCUUUUUUAAAAAUCUACAAAAGCAUUUAUAAAAC
Camponotus floridanus (Florida carpenter ant) is the source of this 1527-nucleotide messenger RNA. Its product is annotated as lysosomal aspartic protease-like. Bases 138 to 1265 code for a protein of 375 amino acids. The record is from RefSeq and is a predicted model, not a curated record. Lineage: Eukaryota; Metazoa; Arthropoda; Insecta; Hymenoptera; Formicidae. Gene Ontology annotation, biological process: proteolysis. The transcript has 8 exons. Gene Ontology annotation, molecular function: aspartic-type endopeptidase activity.